GAUGAACUCCUCAUUCUGUAUCAAGACAUUGCAGAGAAACUCUCAAGGUAUCUUUUCAUAUGUGAAAGACCUCCCCAAAAUCACAGAGGAAGCUCUCAGAAAGUGUGAGACAAUCCUUGAACGAGACAUCAUCCAGAAGGACAUCUCCAAAGAGAUGCUUCAUAAAAUGGACACACUUUCGAAUGAAUGCUGAAAGAUAUAUGAUUCCUCAGUAGUCAUGAGAAAUGCCUUCCUCUCUCCUACUUAUGAGGAACAUAAAAGACCUGAUUAUGAGGAUCUUGUGGGAACCAUUGAUAAGGUUACAUCAAGAAUCGGCUCUUUCUUUACUCAAUUGAACACCAAUGAAGAUCUUUACAAGAAAAUUUCUCAAGCAAAGGAGCCAGAGUUCUGGGAUACCCUUGAUCGAGGAGAGAAGAGCUUUGUGAAUCAGAUGAUUAAAGAACUCACUCCAUACCAGACAGGCCACACUGGCCACCUUGAUCAAAUCCAGCGUGUGAUUGAUGAUUUAACCAGAAAAUUCAUAAUGAACCAAUAUAACCAAAGUUAUACUAUAAAACUCACUAAAAAGGAGCUGAAAUCAGUUUCUCCAACUUUGAGAAGAUAUUUAGAGAGCCUCCAAGGAAAGGAUGCUGCUGAAUAUGAGCUUACAGGGGAUAAGAGCAUCCUACAGUUCAUACUGCAUUCUCCGUCAGAGGAAAUAAGAAAGAAGUAUUUCAUUGCCCAAGCUGAGGCCAAUAAGGAGAAUAUCCCACUUAUGCUCCAGAUACUUUACUCCAGACUAAAGAAGGCCAAGAUCUUAGGCUACAAGAACUCUUAUGAGUUAAUGAAAGAGGAUAAGGGAUUCAUGAUCGAAGACCCCAUCACUGCUCUUGAGAAUGCAAGGAAAUAUGUCAAAACUAGUUCUAUAAAUUCAGUGUACUUCAAAAAGCAACUGGAGACUGUCCUCAUGGCUAAUGAUGAUAAGCUAGCUCAUAUUCAGCACUUAUUCUCUGUUGAUAAUGUACUCAAAGGUGUCUUGUUCAUGAUUACAGAAAUUUUUGGAGCCAAUACCAAGGUCUUCUUGGUAAAAGUGAAGCAUUCUGGAGAGAUAGAAGAGAAAUUAAUCAAAGAGACUUAUACAGAUCCAGCCAAAGCAGGAAUUGAUAUCACGGAUGAAAUUGAGAUUCCGAAUGACCCUAAUACUGCUACUCUUUUCAGGAUUGACUUGGAUUACAAUGGAGCCCAUAGUGAAAUCUAUCUUGAUCUUUUUGAGAGAAACCAUAAAUCUAAUGGGAGAGCUGCAACAUUUACCAUUCAAGGUUCAUGCAGUAAAUGCGAUGGUGACCAUCAACACCCGAUUGCUUAUAUGAUAAAUUCAGUGAGCCUUGAGCAGCCAUUCCUUACCUUCCAGCAAAUAAGAGAUGUAUUCCAUGAGCUUGGUCAUGCAAUGCACAUUGCUCUCUGUAAAACUGAGUUCCAGUUGAUUAAUGGAGCUAGAGUUCCAAUAGAUUUUGCAGAAGUGCCAUCUAAUUUUACUGAGAACUAUGUAUUUGAUUACAAUUUUAUCAGCAAAUGGCUCAUUGAUCAUGAAGGAAAACCCAUAGAUAAAGAAUCUUUCGAUAAAAUUAUUUUCAAAGAAAGAGCUGCAGAAAUGAUGGAGCUCCAAGAGACAUUCUACUUCUCAUUAAUGGACCUCUACUUGCAUAAUUUAGAUGAGAAAGAUCUUACUGAGGAAAAACUCAUCGAGCUUCAUUCUAAAGCUCUACCAACUGGGUCAAUCUCAGAUGCUCUGUUUAGCCAGUCAGAUGUCAAAGAGAUUCUUGGAGAUCUCUCGAAUGAAGUUGAUCUCUCACAAUCAUCCUCUCUGAAACUGACUAGCGAAAGCUUAAAACUCCUACUCAGAAAAUUUGAUAAUUAUGAAGAUGUGUAUAGAAAUAUCUUAGAAGAGAUAAUUGAUGAGAAAUCAGUAAAGUCUACAGACCCAAUAAUUGAAGAAGAUAGUAAAAACAGAGGAGAAUUUGAUGAGAUGAUCCACUCUUCUCUCUGUCUUCUAUUCUCACUUCCAAACUAUGAAGCUAGCUACUACACGUAUCUCAUCGCUAAGCCUCUCUCUGUAAUGUUGCAUUCCUUUCAGCCAAACAAGAGCUCAAGGUUAUCUCCAGAGAUCUUAGAGAUUUAUGAACAAGGUGGAGAAUACGACAUUCAGGAACUACCCAAGAAGAUAUUCUAAUAUCUUGCACUAACGCGUCA
This is a messenger RNA of Moneuplotes crassus, 2229 nucleotides long. Lineage: Eukaryota; Ciliophora; Spirotrichea; Euplotida; Euplotidae. The record is from the annotation of a GenBank genome assembly.